Messenger RNA from Colletotrichum phormii, 369 nucleotides. RefSeq lists its product as uncharacterized. Gene Ontology annotation, cellular component: cytoplasm. The transcript is spliced from 4 exons. The record is from RefSeq and is a predicted model, not a curated record. Bases 1 to 369 code for a protein of 122 amino acids. NCBI's taxonomy places the organism in Eukaryota, Fungi, Ascomycota, Sordariomycetes, Glomerellales, Glomerellaceae.
AUGGCAAAUGGCGACAAUGCAUUUGUCCAUGACUCUGUCAGCUCCGGCCAGCUCCAACCUCUCAACACCUGCGUGCGGGCCAAUGACCAUCUCACCAUCGCAAGGCUCCUCAACUUGCUGACUCUGGGCCUCUGGUCAAAGAUUGGACGUUUGACUCACUACGCAUUCGAUGCGGUGCUCUUCUCCGCCUUCCUCGCUGGCAUGCAGCGCUCGACCGGCCUGACACCCAGUUUCAAGACGGACAGAGCUGCCGGCGAAAACAAGGACAUGACGAAGUGGAUCGAGAAGUAUCUCGGUGUCGGCGAGUGGGUGAUGGAUCAGUCGGUCGCUAUCGCCGGCUCCAGCGGUUGGUUCGAACGCAGGCGAUAA